Molecule: messenger RNA, 2274 nt
Organism: Calypte anna (Anna's hummingbird)
Lineage: Eukaryota; Metazoa; Chordata; Aves; Apodiformes; Trochilidae
Gene: ATP6V0D1
Product: ATPase H+ transporting V0 subunit d1
Exons: 8
Coding region: 71-1126 (351 amino acids)
Biological process (GO): proton transmembrane transport; vacuolar transport; vacuolar acidification
Cellular component (GO): proton-transporting V-type ATPase, V0 domain; lysosomal membrane; vacuolar proton-transporting V-type ATPase complex
Molecular function (GO): proton-transporting ATPase activity, rotational mechanism
Source: RefSeq, a predicted model, not a curated record
UGGCCAGGCGGGGUCACGUGAGGCUCCCCUCCCUCCCGCCCGCCGUUCCCGGUGUCUCCCGGCGGCCGCCAUGUCGUCUUUCCCGGAGCUCUAUUUUAACGUGGAUAACGGCUACCUGGAGGGCUUGGUGCGGGGUUUUAAAGCCGGGGUGCUGCGGCAAGGGGAUUACGUCAACCUGGUGCAGUGCGAGAGCCUGGAGGACUUAAAACUGCACCUGCAGAGCACAGACUAUGGGAACUUCCUGGCCAAUGAAGCCUCCCCUCUGACUGUCUCAGUGAUAGAUGACAAACUGAAGGAGAAGAUGGUGGUGGAAUUCCGUCACAUGAGGAACCAUGCCUAUGAGCCCCUUGCAAGCUUCCUGGACUUCAUCACGUACAGCUACAUGAUUGACAAUGUCAUUCUGCUGAUCACUGGGACCCUGCACCAGCGUUCCAUCUCAGAACUGGUGCCCAAGUGCCACCCUCUGGGAAGCUUUGAGCAGAUGGAAGCCGUGAACAUCGCGCAGACGCCCGCCGAGCUCUACAAUGCGAUCCUGGUGGACACUCCCCUGGCUGCUUUCUUCCAAGACUGCAUAUCUGAACAGGACCUGGAUGAAAUGAACAUUGAAAUCAUUCGAAACACACUCUAUAAGGCUUACCUGGAGUCCUUCUACAAGUUCUGCAAGGUUCUGGGAGGUACCACAGCAGAUGCCAUGUGCCCCAUCUUGGAGUUUGAAGCUGACCGCAGGGCCUUCAUUAUCACCAUUAACUCAUUUGGCACCGAGCUGUCCAAGGAGGACCGAGCAAAGCUGUUCCCACACUGUGGCAAGCUCUAUCCUGAGGGCCUGGCUCAGCUGGCCAGGGCAGAUGACUACGAGCAAGUCAAAAAUGUUGCUGACUACUACCCUGAGUACAAGCUGCUGUUUGAGGGGGCUGGCAGUAACCCUGGGGACAAGACCCUUGAAGACAGAUUCUUUGAGCAUGAGGUGAAGCUGAACAAGUUGGCUUUCCUCAACCAGUUCCACUUUGGUGUCUUCUAUGCCUUUGUGAAGCUGAAGGAGCAGGAGUGCCGCAACAUCGUCUGGAUUGCAGAGUGCAUUGCCCAGAGGCACAGGACCAAGAUUGACAACUACAUUCCCAUCUUCUAACUCCCUCCUGCUCCUCCCAGAGCCUCCCACCCCUGGAGUCUGGAGGGAACCCCAUUUAACUCCCUGAGUUACCCCUUUUAUCCCUUGCCCCGACUCCAGGGAUGUCUCACCUGUGGAACUGGCUCAGAUGAGGAGACUCUACAGUCCUUGGUUAAAUUAUUCACAAGCUGAAGCUUGAGUUGUGUGUGCUGGGAGGGUUUUGGAGGGAUCAGUGGUGGCUCAGGCUGGGCCCUGUGGAGCAGUUGUGUAUCUCAUAGUCCCCGUGUUCCUGUAAUAAUUGCUGUAUGUGCUUAAUGCUCGUAGAGCAAACACCAGCUGGGGGGUUCCUGCUGCUGCUGCUGCAGAGGGACACGUUAGGCCUGCCAGUCCUCUGUACACCUCCCAGUCACUUCUUCCUCUGAGAUGUAGUUUGAGUGUGAUUUGUAGUGUAGCCCAUGCUGCUGUGCAAUCCCUGCAUCCCCCUGUAACCUCACCCUGACCUGGGAAGGACCAAGCAGGCCCAGGCAGGACUGGGAUGGACCCUGUGGAGCAGAGCUCCUCUCCCCUCCAGCACUGUUUGCACUCCUGUCCUGUGCUCUUCCUCCUGCCCCACAGCCUGAAAGGGCUCCAUAAGCUGCUUGAGCUCCUUCCUCCCCUGAGGACCCACAGCUUGGAGCUGUCACAACCCUGCACCAUGUGGGGCUCCUUGAGGCUCUGAGGACAUUCUGGACCCCCUGCACUCCCCCAGGCUGGCACAGCCACCUCCCCCUGCCCAGGGCUGUCCAGGCACAACUGGUCCUUGGGCAGGGUGAGCCUUGGCCCUGCCCUACUCAGUCACUUUGCUGAGUGCUGAGGGGGGCAGCUGGUGGCAGAAAUGCCCCACACCCUGUCCCGGCCCUGCCUGCCUGUGGUUAGGGGCAUGGUGUGGUGUGGCAGCCUGGCUCCUUGCUGAGCUGUGUCCAGGCCACCUCCCACUUGCUUUCAAGGUGGGGUGACAGUGAGAAGCCUGCCUGGGGGGGAACCCUGUGCUCAGUGCUGCUGCUGGGAGGGAGGGAGAGAGGGAGGAUGGAGAGUGGCUCCAUCCCAGCUUGUGCUGUGGUCACCUCUGCAGUGUUUGUUAUCCUGUGAUUGCCUCCUCUCUCCAAUAAAUAUCUGCCUGCUGCACUGGA